Molecule: messenger RNA, 2906 nt
Organism: Condylura cristata (star-nosed mole)
Lineage: Eukaryota; Metazoa; Chordata; Mammalia; Eulipotyphla; Talpidae
Gene: CCSAP
Product: centriole, cilia and spindle-associated protein
Exons: 5
Coding region: 1-561 (186 amino acids)
Biological process (GO): regulation of mitotic spindle assembly
Cellular component (GO): axoneme; ciliary basal body; ciliary transition zone
Molecular function (GO): microtubule binding
Source: RefSeq, a predicted model, not a curated record
AUGACAUUGGCUUUGAUAGGAUCUUACAAGGGGCCGGAACCGCGGGUGCUCGGGACCUCGGCGGAGGACAGCGCGGAGGCCGGUGACGCGGAAGAGGCGGAGGACGCGACCCCGCCAGAAGCACUGCCAGCUACAGAUGUCAAAGAAAAACCUGAACAACAGAUCAGGACAAAAGAGACUGAAAAGUUACGCAAGGGGACCGAACCCCAACAACAAAGUGCCUUAUUUGCUAGAGGAGGCAGAAAAACAGUCAAAAGUCCUCAAAGGUCAUCAACAAAAAUAAAAGAAAAGCAUCCAUUUGCUCUUUAUGGGUGGGGAGAAAAACAGACUAAUACAGGAAGCCAAAAAACUCACAAUGUCUGUGCUUCUGCCCCAGUGCAUGAGAUUCACGAAUCAGCAUUACGGGCCAAGAACAGAAGACAGGUAGAAAAAAGGAGACUGGUAACCCACAGGCAGCGUGCCCACUCUGUGGAUGUGGAGAAGAACAGAAAGGCAAAGGCUUCCUCUUCAGAGAACCCGUGGAUGACUGAGUACAUGAGAUGCUACUCAGCAAGAGCUUAGAGGAAGAAGCGGUUGCUUGGACAGCUUUUUUUUAAGAAAGUAUAAAUGAAAGGGAAACAAAACCAUCAAAAGAAACUGGACACAGGCUAAGAAACCAGCUGAUGAGCCAAGGUUUUUCUUAGGGAAUUUGCAGAAGAUUGCUCUAUUUUGAUGAAUCCUGGUCACCUACCUCAGCAGUAGGGCGACGGUUGAAGCCAUAGACAUUUGGAUAUUUAUGAAGAUAAUUCCCUAAAUCUUUGAUAAUCUUACAAAGGAUUUUGUUUUAAAGCAUCUUAAUCUUUUAAGAUACUGACACCAAAUGCCUUUAAAUGGCUAGAGAUGCUUGACUUUCAGUAUUCUUUUCUUAAGUUCAGGCGGAGCCCGUUCUCAUCCUGUUCUGAAAACCUCUUCAGCGUCCAUCCCAGAAGCUCCUUCCCCCUUGCAACAUAAGACUCUUUUUCUCAUGUUUAGUUUUCUUUGUGGAAGAAUAUCAAGUCAAAAGUGAGUUUUACACCAAUAUUUUAUGUGUAGUGAAACUAGAACUUUGGUAGUCCUUGAAAAACUAAGUUGUUUUUCAGUUCAGCACUUCAUUUCAACUGUGAAUUUAAGAAUUAUUUGUGCUGGGUGAGGGUUAUCGUCUCUCUUGAAAUGAUCAUCUGGGCACUUAUCACUUAAUAGUUCCAUAGUUCCAAUGCAUUCCAGUAGCUGAAGUGCUAGUGCAGUGUGUCAGACAGUCCUGAUGUUUUUUUGGAGUUCAGUACGGCCACUUUCUAUUACAAGAUUGUCUUUAGAACCCAGUGGACUGGUCGCUAGGUUGUAGCCUUUGGGUGAGUAUGUCUGGUGGCCUUCUGCCUCUCCUGACCUGACUAAAUUUCAUUUAAUAAAUUGAGAUUGUCUUGCUCAUUGCGGGGUAGGAGGCAAAUAUUAAGGUACCCAUUAGAGAUGUAACUCCACUUUCUUCAGCACUCACUAAUUACAAAGCCCGAUGACGUACAUUCGUCAGAUUUCUGGUGGAAAUCUGGCACUCCCGGACUCCUAGCCAGGAGGUCUUUAUUGAACUUAGUGUAAGAGAAUGAUGGUUUGUGUGCAGACACAAAUGGUUAAGUGUGCAAAUGGCAUGCUCUCUCCCUCUUCAGUGGACUUGCUUUAGGGGUAGAGAGUGGCUUUAAAAAUCACUGGUUUCCUAAAGAACAAAAACUGGUAUCUGCGGGAUGCAUGAGUGAGCCUUUCUUUGUAAAAGAGGCACUUUGCCAGUUUAGCACCUGGAGACAUGUGAAUGAGAAUUUGGUGUUGGGUCUGAGGAUGAACACUUCCUUGAUAUUUGUAUUCUGGGUCAUUGAAGUAUUAUGGUCUGUUUUUAGAACACAGAUUGUUUUAUUCCACAUAAAAUCUUCAUAUAGUAUCAUACAACUGCUUUAAACUAUGUAAACUCAUCCUGAAGAAAUGAGCUUUUAAAAAGGAACUUUUUAAAAACCUGCAUUGCUUUGAGGUGAACUGAGCUGUCCUGAUCUCUGAAAUGUAUAUUCAAUAAGGGGAAGUUCUAUAACUUGUCCAAAGUAACCUUGCUAGGGAUCUGAUGAAUUUCAUUGUUAGUAAAUGCCUUAAACAUUGCAGGUAUCUAAAGGUCAAAUUAAUGUGGCCAUUGUGAUGGUGUCAUUGACUACUGUGAAAAUUGUUCCUUGCAAAACACUUCUCACAUAUGAAGAUUUAGCCAUCAGUUCAGGUGUUCAUGUUGCAGCUGACAAUCUUAGGGAAGACAGCCUUGGGGGGGGUAGUGUUGGCCCCCGCUGAUGGACUGCCUUAGAAACUCAGUUUCCUCCAGACUCUGCACAAGCCAGACUCUCUCCUUUCAAAAACAUUUCACAUUUAAUGCGCUUACUGCUGAAAACUCGAAAGGAGAUCAAAUCUAGAAGGCAAUAUUGGCCAUUCCUCCCGCCCUUUUAGUAGUUGACAAAUAAGAUUUUUAAAGUGCUUUUACUGUGCAUGAAUAAUGAAUAAAUACAUUGUGAGCCCUCUCCUAUGACCCAGUCUAUUUGGUUAGGGUUUCUUAUUUUUUAGGGGUGAAAAUAACCUUUUGAGCCUAUACAGUUUUUAAAUUUGUAAGAAUUUGAUGGUCCUACUCUUUCUCAUUUUAGAAAUGAAUGUGUUUGUAAUAAUGUUACUAAUUCUUGGACAACUUGCAAGACAGUGAGAGAGUUUAAAAUUACCUUCAGUGUCGAAAAGUUUGAAACCUCCAGACUUUGGUGAUUAUUUAAAAUAUAGAAUAAAAUCAUUGCUAUAUCAGAGUCUCUUUUUAAAAUUUUUGGUUUUAAAUUCUUAAUUAAAACAAUUUGCUGCAAACAUGCUGUUUUCUUUGUCACUUUUAU